Aspergillus puulaauensis is the source of this 1428-nucleotide messenger RNA. Its product is annotated as Zn(II)2Cys6 transcription factor. Gene Ontology annotation, molecular function: zinc ion binding; DNA-binding transcription factor activity, RNA polymerase II-specific. The coding region runs from base 1 to 1428 and encodes 475 amino acids. The record is from RefSeq and is a predicted model, not a curated record. Gene Ontology annotation, biological process: regulation of DNA-templated transcription. Lineage: Eukaryota; Fungi; Ascomycota; Eurotiomycetes; Eurotiales; Aspergillaceae. The transcript is spliced from 2 exons.
AUGGAGCAGCCUGUCAAACCCAAGAAAACACGGCGCAUGCGCCUCCCCAAGUCCCAAACGGGAUGUCGCACAUGCCGGACCCGCCAUCUCAAAUGCGACGAAACACCAGGCUCCUGUCGGCGAUGCACAUCCGCAGGCUUCAAAUGCGACGGCUACGACCUGGAGCGUCUCUCGCACAAGCGCAACCCUAACCCGUGCUCUACCAUGGCACUGACCGAGUACCAGUUCCGCGCCCUGCUGCCCGACAAAACAGCCGAGGAGCGCCGCUUCUUCAACUACUUUCACUCCUUCACCAUCCCCAUGAUGAACGGCUGGUUCGACCACCGGCUGUGGAACUCGCUCGUGCUGCAGAUGUGCCAGUCCGAGCCCGCCAUCUGCCACGCCGUCGUCGCCCUGAGCGCCCUGCAGGAGGUGUCUGAGGUCGCGGGGCUAACGACUCUCCCCGAGGACAUGGGCAACCGCACCCAUCGCUUCGCGCUGUAUCAGUAUAAUCGCUCGAUCGAGAACCUGACGGCGCGCAUGCGCUCGAAUGACCCGCACGUGCGCAGCACCGUCUUGCUCUGCUGUCUGCUCUUCAUUGCGUUUGAGCUGAUGCGUGGUAGGAUCGACGAUGCCGUUACGCAUCUGCAUAAUGGAUUGCAUAUCAUGGGGACAGGGAAGUUGGAUUACCAUGGUUUGUACCAGCAGCAUCCGGCGGCGGAGCAGGAUAUUGAGCGAUCGCUUGCGGCGGCCAUGGUUCAUCUGGACUUGCAGGGCGCGCAUUUUGGAUUCUCGGAGAUCCAUGUGGCGCUUGAUAUCCGGACACUGGUGAAAGGGAAGAAGUCUGGGCCGGGGCAUGAGCGAUUCCAUAGUAUCCAGGAUGCGUGUUUCAUGCGCGACCGUGCCUUUCUCCAGUUCUGUCUGUGGACGGCCUUUUGUGAUAGCUUGUCUGCGGCAGACAUUGAAGCGGAGUAUGAUGUGUUGAUACUAGAGCAGAAGAAGCAGCUCGUGCAGCUAGCAAAUUUUGGGUCUGCGCUUGAUGAACUGGAGCAGCGACUCUAUGCCGAAGGACCCGUUGCGGAAAAGGACCGCCGGUCCAUUGAAGCCCUGCGCAUGCACCAGAAGGGCCUGUUUCUAAUUACGGAAAUCAGCUUGAUCAAAUCCAACGAGGUAAUCCGCGACGUAUACGCCGACCGCUUCGCAGAGGUUGUGGAUAUGGCAGCGAAAAUCACGGCCGGUGUCCAGAGUACAGCGCGCAAGGCGGGUCCUCGUCCAACACUCUUGAUGGAUACGACCGUUAUUGGCCCGCUGUACUAUUUCAUCGAGAAGUGCCGGAACCCAGUAAUAGCCAGGAGGGCACUCAAGAUCCUGGAAUCAUGGCCGCACCGCGAGGGAAUGUGGGACUCGACUCUGGCGGCGGGGAUGGCCAGGAGUUCAGUGCAGCUGUAG